UACCAUAAAAGUUGUUUUCUCAUUAUCACAACUUAUUUUUUGUGAUCUUAACAUUGUUUCCCUGUGACCAGUACUUAAUAUUUUUGUGCGUUCGGCAUACGAGCAUGUUUAAGAGGCAGCAUCAUAGAUAAUAACCAUAACCUUUUGUGGCAAUGGAAUGAUAAUGAGAAAACAACUUUGGUUAUGUCAGCAUAACAUUUAUUAAAUAUUUAAUUAUUAAUUAUAUUUAAAUUAUAAUGCAUGGCUUUUUAGGACUUCUGUUUUCAGUUUUCUGGAUCAUGAUCAUAGGUUCAAUGCAAUAAAUCAAAAAACAAAAACAAUGCAAACCAGUGACACGAAACAUGUCUUGGCUGAGAUGGAACAACAUUUAAGCAAAAUUGUAAAUUUUUUUCCCUCUGACUAAACCUUUAAGAUGGUUUGGUACAAGAAUGAAUUAGACGGUAAUAAUUCUGGGGCUCGUUCACAAUGCCGAGCGCGAGUCAGGUGCACCGUUCCGAGAUUGAUGAUGCGAGAUCAGGAUAGCGUUGAGGUCCUGUGCCGAGGCUCAGUGUUGAGGCAGAGAAGCGCUCUUCUUGGUGUGCUUUCUGAGGUCAUUCUGUUCUGCAGGGUUUGUGAAGCGCUUUGGGGCCCUGAGCAGAUGAAAGGUGCUAUUUAAAUGUGCCCUCUGUGCAUAUACUCCACCAGCAGGGCAGCGGCCAUGGAGUGCCACCUGAAGACGCACUACAAGACGGAGCACCGCUGCCGCAUCUGCCAGGCGGCGUGGGCGAGCCGGGCCGAGCUGGAGCGGCACGCGCGCGACCAUCGCCUGGGCAACCACUACCGCUGCGAGCAGUGCGGCUACCUGGCCAAGACAGCCAACAAGCUGAUCGAGCACGGACGCGUGCACACGGGCGAACGCCCCUUCCACUGCGACCGUUGCAGCUACAGCUGCAAGCGCAAGGACAACCUCAACCUUCACAAGCGGCUCAAGCACGCCCCGCGCCACGCCCUCGGCUGCGCCCGCUGUCCCUUCACCACCACACACCCGUUUGUCUACAACCGCCACGUCCGCAAGCACCAGGCUGGCGAGGGCGGUCCCCAGGACGAGGCCCAGGCGUUCACGCCGCGGCCCCUCAGCGCCGAUUCCAUCGAGCCCCUUUUCCUCUCUGACGGUCACCGUAGCAGUCCGCUCACAAGCCUGAGCGCCUCGCAGGCCUUGCAAUCAGUUGCCUUGUCCGUCUCGGGUCUGCUGCCUGCCACCACGCCCUCCCCGCACUACCUCUGUACCAACGGAGCUUCUCCCGCAUCAUCGCCGACCUCGGCAGCUCACUAUUUCGAGCAAUACAGGACCUCGGACCCGACUCAUCUCAUACCUCUCACCACACUCUUCAGCACUCGCCGCCGCUUCACAUUCCACAGCCACGCCCCUUCACCUUACUCCAGACUCUGGACCUGCCCUUCAUCGCAAACCUCACCUUUGCACAUGUCCCCCAAACACUCCUUCCUGGCGUAUCUGGGGCUGACGGAAAGAGCAAAAACCGUCUGAGCUUCCCAGCUCAGCCCAUCUCUGAGCAACCUACCUCUACAUUGUUUUUUUUUUUUUUUAUUCAUUAUUCUUCCUCCAUCUUUCAUUUCUUUCACUCAUUCAGCAUCUGGACAGUGGCUAGGAGUGACCAGUCGCGCUUGUGGAAGUUCUGUCUUCAAGUUUUCACACCAGGAGAACGCUGCUCCUGAGGAACCGAACGUUCACACGGUGUUUAUCAAAAGGAAAAAACUAACAAACAAAAGGCUGUAUGUGUUCGAAGCAUUUAUAUCAAGGCUGCUUUUGUUUAUUAAUCAAAUUAUUCUGCUUUUUCUAUUUUUUUUUUUCCAUUUUCUUUUCCACCGUAUUUUGGAACGGUCAUGAAAAAUAGUGAUUUCCAUAGGAUUUUUGUUUUCCUUCUAUGAGAAGGUGAAAAAGAAAUACAAAAGAUGAUGCAAAUGUCUAAGCACUCGACAGUUUUUUUUUUUUUUUUUUUUGUGCAUUAGUACGUCUUUUUUUUUCAACAAGCAUCAGGUAGCAUGCUCGCCUAUGUGUUACGAUUGUUUUUAUAUGUCAUUUAGGGACUCAAUACAAAAUAUCCCAGGGCGUUUGCAGCACGAAGAAAAAAAAAAAGAGGGAAAAAAAUGACACAAAUUGCUUUCUUUCUUUCAAGUCUCGUUUUCAAAGCGACGCCUCAAACCAUGCACUUGAUUAUUUAUCGAACUGUAUAUAGUUUUGUAGCCAUUUCUACCCCACCCCCAAUCCCAACCUCCACUGCCCCACAUCACGCACUGGCGUCAUGGGUUUCAGGAUUUGGUGGAACCAUUCCUGAAACGCUGAUCUCGGCUCGUAAGUUUAAAGCUAUUCACCAGUCAUGCACAGCUGAUGGCAGAAGGUUUUUUUUUUUAGGUUAUAGACAAGCCAUUCAGGGCAUCAUCCAGUGGUCCAAGCUAUCUCAGCUCCCCCCCCUUCUGUAGGAGCAGUUCAUUCACUGUACAGCCCUGAAAACCACGGCCCUCGCCAUUACUUUGCCACAUUGCCACAGACGGUGCCAAAAGCUAAUCAAGGCAUGAGUGACCGGUCGAGCCGUGUGCAUUGCUAAUCGCAUUGUAACAUGCACCUACACUUUUAUGAAGAUAUACAAGGUCACAGGUUGCCAGCGGGAGACAAAUCCCACUUGCCCUGUCACACAACGCCGAUUCAAUGGUGCUUUUUGGAGCGUUUUUUUUUUUUUUUUUUCUUUUUUAAUCAUUUAGUUUGUUUUUUUGGUGUUAAAAGGAAAAACUGUUUCCAAAUGACUUGAAUGAAUGUAUUUUUUUUCCAUUGGUUCAUGUUAAAGUGAUACAGAGGUUGAGAGAGUCCUAUGAAAAAAUAGUGGUAUAUUGGUUUUGGUGGCCUUCUGUGUCUUAACAUUUCUGGUUGCUUUUUUUUUCUUUUUCAUACCAUAAAAAAAAAUUAAGAGCCUUUAAGAUGUAAAAUAUAGAACUAUAUAUCCUGUACUACAAGCUAUUAUGAAGAUCUCAUUGGAUAAUGGUGCAAUGUGGAGGCAGCCGUUUUUUUUACAGAAUAUUUGCAGAAGCAUGGCUUUCUCUAAAGCGGCAAACAUGGUACUAGUAUCCUCCCUGACCAUCCCCCCCUCCCCCCAUUUUUAAUUGCACUUAACAUGUUGAAACAUUUCACGCAAAAGCACUUACGCCCGAUCACAAAUUUUUACAUUUUGUCUUUUUUUUUGCUGCCACUUCCGCCAACCUCGUCGGACCACACCAUCGGCAUUUCUACAAUGUCUCACUUGGUACCUGCCAAAAAAGGUUUUGGGGGGGGGUUACAUAAAACUUAUAUUCACGGAUUCUGCCCGUGUCGGACAGCUGCGUCAAAGUGAAUCAUGCAUUAGGAAUAUGGUAGAUUUGCACCUGGCCCACCGAAGGACCAGGCUAAAUUUGUGAAUGCCAGUUUUGCACUGUGCUGUAAAAUUGCACUUUUACAAAAAAAUAACAAAAAAUUAGUGGAGUCUUCAGAGUAAAAAAUGAAUUAGAAUCAGAAAUGAUUAAGAAGUAGUUGUGUCUAUGAUAAGCUCUUUUGAGAACGAGUCGAAGGAAAUGUUCUAUAGUAAAAACUCCACUGUCUUUGGAGCGAAUAACUAAAUUACUCAUCAGACUCAUUAGUGAGUAUUUUUUUUUGGCAAUCAUCUCUAUAGUUCUCAGACGCAUCCAGAGGAAUAUCAAAAAUAUAAAUCUAUUCAUUAGCUGACGACAAUUUUCGUGCAAUAGUCGAGGAAUUAUCCCACGUUACUGAUUUAUUUGUACUUGGUAAUUCAGACAAUUUCAGUAACGCCACAUUAACACCAUCAAACCAGAAAUCCGGGGAUGAUGCAGGAUACAGGACACAAAGCAUCGUUUCCGUUUCAGAAUUCUAUUGACGUAAAAACGAUCCUUAGACUUAUUUUGCGGCACGCGUGGUCCAGCGAUUUUUUUUCUUCGAUGCACAAGCGUGUAAACGUAAGUUAUUACAUUGAACGCGGUUAGAGACGUUACAAAGAAAGAAAUUAAGCUAAGUAACAGAGGCCACUGGUGACGAUGAAGUGAAGGGGGCUUUGCUUUGAAUCUGGCAACCAAGGUAGUAUAUACACACAUCAGAAUGAAAAAAAAAAAAGUUUGACAUUUUAGAUAAUUCUUUUUUUUUAAGCCACACACACACACACACACACAAACACACACACACAAUGAGAGCAGUGGCCACACCCCCAAAACAAUCUCACCACCUUCUGUGAAGCCUGUAUGUUUAGUAUAAAUAGUUAGUAUUCCCCAUAGUGCCAGAUCUAAGCUUUUUGAGAGUUCACAUGCAGAUAAAGGGACUCUUAACCCUGGAGCGUUACUCAUAGAGCUGACCCUCGCCUCAUCUCUCCACUGCUGGCUCCCUAAUUAAGCUCAGUCUUCUUAAUCUUUGGAGAAGAUGAUUUGGAAUGAUGUGAAUUUUUAUGACCAAGUUGUGAAUUUAUAAAUGCAGCCUUGCAUCUCGCGCUCUCGAGUUGGUUCAACCAACAAAGCUAUCUUUUUUUUUUUUCUCACCCCCUCCCUCCCCCAACACCGCCACCCGUUCUCCUUUUUAUUUCCAUCCCGACUUUACUCCGCAUACACAUGCCCAGUAUGCAGACCGAAUGCUACGCCAUCGCAUCAAGCAGAGCUUCUGAUCCUCUCUGACGCUCCAAGACGAUGCCUUCUUUUAUGCUCUAGUGCCACUUGGUGGAAAAGAUGUGGUCUGGAUGGUUCAAGAAUGAGUCAGACUCAUUCUCGGGACCCGUUCAGAUAAAAAAAUAAAGAAAUAAAUAAGAUGGAUAAGAUCCUAUUGGUCUCAAAACAGCAUGUAAACGAGUUGUAAAAGUUGCUGAUGGCUGCAGCUCAGUCCUGUCCCAUUGUGAAGGCAGGAAAUCCCUCUCUCUCUCUCUCUCUCUCUCUCUCUCUCUGUUGACUCCAGUUCUCAAGCACUUAUUUUUGUUUCUUUUGCCCAAAAAUAAAGGGGCAGUACAUUUUUUUCCCCUUUCUUUCCUCAACAACAUUGUGCAUUACACGAGACUACCUUUAUAACCCUACAAAAGAUGCAUGAAAUUGAUCGCUUUUUUUCUAACUUGUAGCACUUAUGUUCUUUCUUCGUUAAACGAAAAACAAAACAACAAAAAAAUAAAAUAAAAUAAACAGACUGUUUGCAUUUACCUUGAUGUUUUCUUUUUCCCAGCACAUUCUGUUCGCUUUGCGUUCGUCGUUGUAUUUUAUGACACAAUAAGGCUCGAAAUGAUCAUUUUGUUUCUUUUUUUGGUUUUUUUUUGUUUGUUUUUUUUGGCACUCGGUAAAAAUGAUAUGCUGUAAAAUAAAGCUUUUUUUAUUACUCCAUUCCUAAGGCUGUACAGGGUUGUUUGUGAAAAUAACUGGUAAUUAGACCAUUUGUACCUUUUUGUUUUGUAUAUUUUUUCCCCCUCCCUUCAGUUUGACAUUUCUUAUGUUCAGAUUGCCAGUUCUAAAUGUAACAAGAUUUGAAAGUAAAGCUUACAUCAGA
Molecule: messenger RNA, 5548 nt
Organism: Silurus meridionalis
Lineage: Eukaryota; Metazoa; Chordata; Actinopteri; Siluriformes; Siluridae
Product: zinc finger protein 513-like
Exons: 2
Coding region: 656-1525 (289 amino acids)
Biological process (GO): regulation of transcription by RNA polymerase II
Cellular component (GO): nucleus
Molecular function (GO): RNA polymerase II transcription regulatory region sequence-specific DNA binding; DNA-binding transcription factor activity, RNA polymerase II-specific
Source: RefSeq, a predicted model, not a curated record